CAGAGCGACCAUGGCGACGCGCGCUCCCCUCCCGGCGGAGUCGCUGCUGGCGCUGGCCGAGCUGCUCUCCUCCGACCCGGGGGACGAGGACGGCGCGGACGCGGCGCAGGGCCCCGCGGGCGGCCGCUCCGGUCCGGGGAAUAUCGGGCCCCGGAAGGCCAGCGACGCCUCGGCCGCCCCGCUGCCGCCCGAGGACGGCAAGGCCAUCUGGAGUGCCGGGGAGGUGCCCGAAGGGAGCGCGGGCGACGCCUCGUGGGACCCCCGGGAGCAGCCGGAGUACGAGAUUGUGUUCAAGCAGCAAGUGAGGGCUGAGGAUCUGUUCCUAGGCAUGAGCAGAAAGGACCCCUCCACUGCCUGCUGUGAGGACAUGCUGAUUAAGAUUAAACUGCCGGACACAAAAGCUUCAGACAUUACCCUUGAUAUACAAGAAAAGCUCCUUGAUUUUCGGAGUCCCCAGAAGCGGCUCCUUUUGCAUCUACCUCAUCCAGUGGACGCCACCAAUGGGAGAGCCCAUUUUCUGUCUGAACAGUCCACACUGGAAGUCACUUUGAGGAUGAAACGAGAAUUGGAUUUCAUCAACUUUUCAUGAAGAGAAAGAGGAAUCAGCCCCUCAGAGGCCCAGGGAAGAUUUUCUAGUUAGGUAACUGAGAGAAGAAGGAGAAGGAAAACAUCUUGCCACUGAUUCCAAAGAACUACUGUCCGAUUGUGCCUGUACCAGGAGACCUUGAGAUCUGACUGUCUUACUUCCUUCUUGAAUUCUGAUACUGAAUUUUUUCUAGGAGGCCUCUGGCGUCUCCAUUUUCAUUCACUGUUGCUUCCUUGGGAGGGGUCCAUUCCUCCAACAUCAGGAGAUCAGCAUGUAGAGAGAACAGAGGCAAGGUGGGGUCUUAAUGGCUGAGCUGCUGACUGCUCUGACUUCUAUGGUGUGGAUAGAAAAUAAAAGUCCCGCCCUUUCUUCUCUGUGCUCACAUCUACUCUUUACAGAAGUCUUCCCUGGCCAGCACAGCAGGGGCUUCCUUUCAGUUGAUGCUCACUGGCUUUCUGGGCCAUUUGCAAUAGAACAGAGAGCUAAGCAAGCUGAGGCUUGUUUCAAGAGAUGCUGACCUCUCUGCUCCAGCAAUGCACCUGGGGUUCAGUGAAGAAU
Messenger RNA from Notechis scutatus (mainland tiger snake), 1144 nucleotides. It is a transcript of the gene DNAAF6, whose product is annotated as dynein axonemal assembly factor 6. Gene Ontology annotation, biological process: axonemal dynein complex assembly; flagellated sperm motility. The record is from RefSeq and is a predicted model, not a curated record. Gene Ontology annotation, molecular function: protein-folding chaperone binding; dynein intermediate chain binding. NCBI's taxonomy places the organism in Eukaryota, Metazoa, Chordata, Lepidosauria, Squamata, Elapidae. Gene Ontology annotation, cellular component: cytoplasm.